UCCCCUGACUCUGACUGACUGACUCCUCGCCGUCGCCCAUUCGCCCUCACUGAGUUCAUUACUUCCCUUCCGGCGGGCCAGAGGAUCGAUUGAUCGAUCGAUCGAUCGAUCAAUUACUUUUCUUCAUUAUAGAUCUUUCUUUUCUUUCUAUCUUCAUACAACAAAUUCCGUCUCUAAUCUAUCCUUUAUGAAUCGGAUGGCACAAUGUCGAUUGUCUUUGCUUCUGUUCUACUCAUGUUACCUCGCCGUUGCAAUCCACGCAAGUGCUGGCGACGCCGAUCCGCUUUACAGUAAUUGUGUUGAGCAAUGUCAGAAAACUGGAUGCAAAUUCUCUUCUGAUGGAAAACCUAUGGAAGGCCCUUGGUAUCUGCAAGAACCAAUGUACCUGCAGUGGAAACAAUGGGACUGCCUUAGUGAAUGCAGAUACAACUGCAUGCUUACCCUAGAGAAAAAGAGAAAUAGCCUUGGUGGUAUGCCUGUCAAAUAUCAUGGAAAGUGGCCGUUCCAACGUGUUUAUGGCAUGCAGGAGCCUGUCUCUGUGGCACUGUCUGCUCUUAAUCUUGCCAUGCAAUUUCAUGGUUGGGUAUCAUUUUUCGUGUUGGUAAACUACAAACUUCCUUUGAGGCCAAAUAAGAGUACAUACUAUGAAUACACGGGCUUGUUACAUGUUUAUGCGAUUUUUGCAAUGAACUCUUGGUUAUGGAGUGCUGUUUUCCAUACCAGAGAUGUGGAUUUGACAGAGAAGCUAGAUUAUUCUUCGGCAGUGGCCUUACUUGGGUACUCUCUUCUUCUCGCUGUACUACGAGCAUUCAAUGUGAGACUUGAGGCUGCCAGGGUAAUGGUUGCUGCUCCGAUAAUUGCAUUUGUGACAACCCACAUCUUAUACUUGAACUUGUACGAACUUGAUUAUGGAUGGAACAUGAAAAUCUGCUUGGCUAUGGGCAUAGCUCAGCUUCUGGUGUGGGGAAUCUGGGCGGUCAUGAGCCGCCGCCACCCUUCAAGAUGGAAGUUAUUGGUGGUAGUUAUGGGCAGUAGUCUGGCCAUGCUUCUUGAGAUUUACGACUUCCCUCCUUACGAGGGUUUUGUGGACGCUCACGCCCUUUGGCACGCCACGACGGUUCCCCUGACCUAUAUAUGGUGGAGUUUUAUCAAAGACGACGCCCAGUUCUGCACCACAAAUCUGAUCAAGAAGACCAAAUAGUUAUUCCUCUUUUUUCUUAUUAUUGAUGAUUGAUUGAUAGGAUAAGUAAUUCAAUGUUCUUGCUAUUUUCCACUUGUUUUCUUCAUGUAUAAAUUUGUACUUCUCUAUAUUCUUCUUCAGUUGAUUUUUGAU
Impatiens glandulifera is the source of this 1333-nucleotide messenger RNA. RefSeq names its product post-GPI attachment to proteins factor 3-like. Bases 188 to 1201 code for a protein of 337 amino acids. Gene Ontology annotation, biological process: GPI anchor biosynthetic process. Gene Ontology annotation, cellular component: endoplasmic reticulum membrane. Lineage: Eukaryota; Viridiplantae; Streptophyta; Magnoliopsida; Ericales; Balsaminaceae. Gene Ontology annotation, molecular function: hydrolase activity, acting on ester bonds. The record is from RefSeq and is a predicted model, not a curated record. The transcript is spliced from 6 exons.